Molecule: messenger RNA, 3390 nt
Organism: Oryzias latipes (Japanese medaka)
Lineage: Eukaryota; Metazoa; Chordata; Actinopteri; Beloniformes; Adrianichthyidae
Gene: rcor3
Product: REST corepressor 3
Biological process (GO): negative regulation of DNA-templated transcription; regulation of transcription by RNA polymerase II
Cellular component (GO): histone deacetylase complex; transcription regulator complex
Molecular function (GO): transcription corepressor activity
Source: RefSeq, a predicted model, not a curated record
GUAAUUCGCAUUUUCUGAUUUAUAAUUGUCUGUUUGUUUAUGGUUUAGUACAUAUCAGAACAUGAUGAUAGUUUGUAAACACGGCGGGAAUGAAGGGAAAAGCGCCACAGCGACACGGGCAGAACUGCGGCGGGUCAGCGAUCGGCAGCACAGGACGUCCCCGUUGCUGACAUUUUCUAUCCCGACACAGCGCACCGAAACCGUGAAUUCGAUCGUAGAGAUGCCAGGGAUGAUGGACAAAGGAUCGGAAUAUUUGGGGAAAGGCCGCACAAACGGGACCAAGAGUCCGUCCAACGCCUCUAACGGACAUUUUUCCGACGAGAGCGGCAGCGACGACGAACACGAUGUGGGGAUGCGGGUCGGGGCUGACUACCAGGCGACCAUCCCCGAGUAUGAGCCAGGUUCCACCAAGUACACAGACAAAGACAGCGGAGGGAUGCUGGUCUGGUCCCCAUAUCACACUAUUGUCGACUCUAAAUUGGAUGAAUACAUCGCCAUCGCCAAGGAGAAACACGGCUACAACGUGGAGCAGGUCGCUCAAUCCGGUUCAACUCUGCUACCAGAUGUUUCCAAAAUACAGAAGCCGGCUCGCUCUCGGCAUGCUGUUCUGGCACAAACACAACAUCGAGAAGUCUCUGGCCGACCUGCCCAACUUCACCCCUUUCCCUGACGAGUGGACAGUGGAGGACAAGGUGCUGUUCGAACAGGCCUUCAGCUUCCACGGCAAGAGCUUCCACCGCAUCCAGCAGAUGCUACCAGAUAAAUCCAUCUCCAGUCUGGUGAAGUAUUACUACUCCUGGAAGAAGACUCGCUCCAGAACAAGUCUGAUGGACCGACAGGCCCGCAAAAUGGCCAGCAGGAGCAACCAGGACGACAGUGAUGAGGAGAUGGAGGAGGCCACGCCCAUUGAAGCAAACGACAGUGACUAUGAUCCCAACAAGGAGGCCAAGAAGGAGAACCAAGUGGAACCGCCCCCUCCAGGCUCCAAAGUGGCUUUGGGUCGUCGAGAGCACCAGACUCUGCAACAUCGACACCACCAACGCUCCCGCUGCCGUCCCCCAAAAGGCAUGUACCUCACCCAGGAGGACGUGGUGGCCGUGUCCUGCAGCUCCUCCUCCGCCAACACGCUCCUCCGCCAGCUGGACAUGGAGCUGGUGUCCCUCAAGAGACAGGUCCAGAAUGCCAAACAGAUGAACAGUGGACUGAAACACGUGUUGGAGUCAGGAAUCGAUGAGCUCAGACUGUCAGAGGGUAAUCAGAAGGUGAACGCACGCUGGACCACAGACGAGCAGCUCCUGGCUGUUCAAGGGGUCCGAAAGUACGGCAAAGACUUUCAGGCCAUCGCCGACGUCAUCGGCAACAAGACGGUGGGACAGGUGAAGAACUUCUUCGUGAACUACCGGCGGCGCUUCAACCUGGAGGAGGUGCUGCAGGAGUGGGAGGCGGAGCAGGGCACCCAAGCUCCAAACGGCGACAGCAUCACGUCUGGAGAAGACGGCAAAACCAGCUCCACCACUGCGUCGGGAAAAAGCACCGACGAGGAGGACGAAGAGGGCCAGGUCACCUCCUCAGGUGCGUCUCCUGCUGCCUCCUCUUCCUCAGCUCAGACUCCUGUCGCCUCCAACGCCUUAUCUUCCUCCCUCCACCAGCCCCCUCCGCUCCUGAGGCCCUCCCUGCCGGCGACACCUUCCCUACACCGCCAGCCCCCUCCCCUGCAACAGCAGGCCCGCUUUUUACAGCCCCGCCCCACACUGCAACAGCCUCCGCCUCUCAUCCGCCCCUCCAACCCAAUGCCGCCCCGCCUCAACCCGCGCCCCGCUCCGGUAACCCUCGGUAGCAACCCUGGGGGGUCAGGUCCGAGCUCCGCCCAGCAGCCGUCUGGCCUGGCUGCUCACCAGUCGGACACAUCUUCCUCCUCCUCCUCCUCCUCCCUGCACUAACCAACGUUGGUUACAGACCCUCAAAGCUGUCAGCAGAGUUCCUGCAUCCGGCUCCGGUGAAGACAUCGUCACUCUGAUCCCCUCCUUCAUCACAAACCCAGCAAACAACCCGAAAAACGGGUGAAGUCUGCAUUUUCCAGAACACUCGAUGGAGGACUUGGAGGACUUGGUUUUCAAAGGAUGUGGAGAUCCGGAACAGGAAAUGUACAAACAGUAAAGCUGAAUGUUGUGGUGGGGUAGUAACGCUUCCCUUACACUUCGGUUCCUGGUUUCCAUUUUGCCCGUAGGCUCGUGAACAGAUGCUCGCAUGCAUUCGCAGUCCGUGGUGCUCGUGCCUUAAGGAGCAGAACUCACAGCUGUCGGCUGGUUCUGCACAAACAUUCAAACAUUGGAAGCGUCUAAAGGUCGGUCCACACUAGAGGCGCUCAGCUCGUUUUUUUAAUGUCAGACUUUGUUGUGUUUCGUUUUUCCACCGCCCUCCCACCAUUUUGAUUUGGUUUGUUGGCAUGCUAACGCUCACUAGUGUUGAGGGUGUUUUGACUUUGUAGAUGAUCAGGAAAAAUGUGUUUAUCCUUCAGCUCUCCACCUUUUGUUCAAUCUUGUGUCUUAACCAAAAGUCGGAGGUGUCACAAAUACUUUUCUUUCUCAGCACAAAGUGGCGUCGUCAGAAAACACUUCAGUUACAGAUCAGAAUGUUCGUUUACAUUACAAUAAUUUUAUACGGAAGCCUCAACGGGACUUGAAGAACAUUGUUUAUCUAAUAAUAUUCCUGUUGCCAUUGUUUCUCAAAGGGUUUUUGUAAACAUUUCUUUGUCAUAAUGUUGAAAGUAUCACCACGUUGACAUUUCAAAGCGGCUUCAGUUGCAGUUAUGUUUGGGUAAUGCUGCUCCGCAUCGUGUCAUGACAGCGUUUCUAUGGCAACAUAACCUCCCUCACAGGGAUAAUGAUGUUUCAACCAAAAGCCUGACUCUUUACAUUACAACUCUGCCCCCCCCCCCCCCCCCCCGCCCCCCUCCCAUCAUCCCAAAUGUCAUCUCUGCUCUCCAUUCAAAUAAAAAUAAAAUGAAAAAACACCAAAGUUUUACCCAAGUUUUGUAUAGAGACCUUUCAAACUUCAUUGUUGUUUUACUGGUUUGUUGUUGAAGUUCCAGAUUUUUUUUUUUUUUUUUACUCGCUUAACAAACAGAAGAGCCAUGUCAUUGUCCUUUGCUGUUAUUUAUUUCCUCAUGGGUGCUACCAGUUUGGACUUGGUGUUAGAUAACGUAUACUGUGGAAGUGCUCUUAAUGCUUUUUCAGAUGGACAUGUAUCAGUGUUUAAUGUAACUGGAGUCUUACAUCUUGUCCUUGGAGUUUCAGUAAAACUUGUAAAGUACUGAUGUGAACCUGAAACUGCUCGAGUGUGUCGAAGGUUUUUGGCUGUUCUCAUUAAAAAACGACAUUUGUACUAAAA